UAACCUGAAAUGUAACAACGAGUUAAAACGGACUGUUCGUUAACACAACACAACACUCUGCCGUCGGUCUGAGCUAGCGAAAAUGGUAAACACCAGACAACAUGGGGAAAGGCCUGCAUGAAGGACUUCACUGACAAGUGGAAAGCUACGCAGGCAAACUGUUAACAUCGAUAUAUGCUUAGCUGCUACUGCUAGAUGAUCAUAUUUAGAUGUCUGUUGAUGUUGUCAUGGAGGAGUGUCGUUAACAGUUGUCAGAUACGUUAAGUGUCCUUAUCGUGUAAUGUGUGUUAUCAGCUACGGGGUUAUAUAACUGUUCAAAGAUCAAGUGUUCACCAAGGUGAGACAUGCUCUGUUCGUCUCGACCUCUGACUUUGUGGUGAUGAUGGUGCCUGUCCUCACAUGGCUCGAGUUUGUCACAGAUGUAGUGAUGCAAGUUAACUCGUGCCAUCUGGCUCCCUUGUUUGAGUGAUGUGCCAUUUGCUAACGUUUUAGUAAGCAGUUAAAGCAGCAUUUCACCAUUUAUAAUGGCCAUUUAACAGAGUAAAGUUGUAUCAAUUAAUCUUGAAUUCUUGAAGAAAACUUUGUGGUUUUCUCACGUGACUCCACGAGGAACGGAGGAUCUGAAAACGGAGUCAAUCCUUAACGAAUUGAAGUUAACAGAGGCCAAAACUAUGUCAAAACAUCCGUUUACAAACUCCCAUAUAACUUGUGCAUUACUACCCAAGUCUCGUUUAUCCAGUCGUAUGCUGUUGUACUUUCCAAACACACAUUUGCCAAAAUAUUACGAUUUUAAAACACUUCGGCCGCAGCUACGUACAAAUGGUCCUUUUUAAGGGUGAAAUAUUUCUUUGCUGUAUUAAUGUUUUUCGAAUGUACGGGUCCUAUUUAAAGGAUGGCUGGAGAUGAUGUCAUAUCCUAGACAUGGCAAUGGAUUAACACAUUUCAAUAAGUAUUCAGUAUGUAGUUAUUUAGGUUGUCUGCAUAAAGAACAAAUGAUCAAUCAUGCAUGUAAACUCACUCCGAGUCUUACAGAGGUCAGGAGUCAACUCUGGUCCAUUUACCUCAAUGGAUGCUUUCAUCGAGGCGUUCUCUCACCAGUCUGACUAGAAAGUUUAAAAACAUUACAUGACAUAAACUAAACUUUGAUGUAACAUGUGAGCACCACAUAACUUUACCAGAUUAAUUUACUAAGUCGUCAGUUUAUUAGGUACAACGACUGCAAUACAUCCUACCUUCAGUAUACUAAUGGGUCUUUUAUUUUGUCCACCCCACUUAUAUCAGUGAUGGUAGGAAACAUAACAGCAACACCUCUCUUUGUAUAAUAAAGGUACACUUUCACAGUGACACAGACAACAUCUUCCAAAAAUUACAUUGAAUAAACUUCUCUAAAUCAGUUUGAACAAAAACUGAACAUCAUAACCUUCAUGGUGGUGGGAUUUACUGCAGGACUGUUGUAUUAGACGACAUUAGUUUUAGCCAGGUGUAUCUAAUAAACUGGCAACUGAAUGUAUACCGUUGCUUUUUACUUUAGAAAUGUUUAAAUUUGACUUUGAAAAUGCCCCAAAUUACAGUGAGAAUAACUUCUUCCUGCCAAAACGGUAACAAAAAAGACCUGGAACUCGCUCCUCUUCCGUUCCUAUCUAUGACAAAUACACAGUAGUACACUUUUGUAGUUUAAGCUGAUAUUGUGUAAAGAUUACACCAGGGAGUCAGGUUCAUCCACAGUCUGGACUCUGUUUGCACAAGCUGCGAAAAAAAUAAUCAAUUGUCCUGCAAAUGGAAUGUCAAAAUAAGUUUACCACUUCCUUUGUUGUUGUUGCCAAUUUAUGGCGAGUUAAGCAUAUGGUAUGUAUUCUUGAGCUUUUCAGGAAGCGUGUUUUCCUUCUAUUGUGUACACAAGUUGCCUCCACUAAGCCAUUGACUGUGCAGAAGGAUUUUCAUGGCCCUGAGAAUUCAUUUUAGUUCCACAAGCUAUAUUAUGCUGAAGGAGAUCAUGUGUUGUGUUGAUUUGCGCUGCAGCUCACCAAAGAACACAUGAAAGCGUCACACUGAACAAACAGCCAUGACCAUAUGGUGCUCUGGUGGGAGCGAAAUGCUGACUCGCUGCGUGUUGCUCUUCAGUGGAGGAUACCUCGUUUCACAGCGACUCCCGGCCCCAGUGGGAUGGGCAGCGUUGGCACGGAGAGGCGGAAGCUCCCGGUGAUGCCAGAGGAAGUCUCCGUGUGAGCUUUGUUGGCCCUAUGUUUAGUUAUUUAAAUAAAAAGAGAAACACAGCGAAGGUUGUUUACUGUGCUGUGCUGCGAUGCUGACAUAGGGGCUUGUGGCAGAGCAGCCUGAGCAACCUUGGAGAUGCGACUCUUGUCCUUGUGAUUCAGAGGCAGUGGAAGUGAUUAAUACUCACCCUUUUUUUUUUUUUUUUUUUUUUUUAAGUUAAGAAGGCCUUAUUUGACUCGGACACAGCCACUAAGAAACUAAACUCCUGCUUUUCUUCUUUUCUGAAGGACAUUCGGUAUGCUGGCCUACUGGACUUGAACAGGUUGAGGACACCCAUCAGCAGCUGCAUCAGUCAGCUUGAGCCUACAGUAGGAGAGAGAGAGAGAGAUGGGGAACACGGCGACCAAGUUCCGCAAGGCUCUCAUCAAUGGGGACGAGGUGCUGGCCUGCCAACUGUACGAGAGCAACCCGCAGUUCAAGGAGGCGUUGGAUCCCAACUCUACAUACGGAGAGUCCUACCAGCAUAACACUCCACUGCACUAUGCUUCCCGGCACGCCAUGGCCCGCCUACUCAGGUCCUUCCUCUUCAGCAAGGAUGGGAAUCCUAACAAGCGUAAUGUGCACAAUGAGACAUCGCUGCACCUUCUCUGCAUGGGGCCCCAGAUCCUGACCUCAGAGGGGGCCCUGCAGCCUCGGCUCUCGCGGCCAUACGAAGACAGACAGCGUCGGGCCGAAUCCCUACAGAUCAUCCUGGCCUGGACCGGAGCGAAGCUGGACCAGGGAGAGUAUGAGAGCGCUGACAUCAAUGCCACCGACAACAAGAAAAACACCUGCCUGCACUACGCUGCUGCCUCAGGCACGAAGACGUGUGUUGAGUUUCUGGUGCAGAGAGAAGCAGACCUGUUUGCUGAGAACGAAGACCACGAGACUCCAUGUGACUGUGCAGAGAAGCAGCACCACAAGGAGUUGGCCCUGUGCCUGGAGUCGCAGAUGGUCUUCUCUCUUGCCCCCGAGGCCGAGGGUAUAGACGCGGAGUACGCAGCCCUUGACCGACGAGAGCUGUACGAAGGCCUGCGGCCUCAGGAUCUACGGAGGCUGAAGGACAUGCUGAUAGUGGAGACAGCCGACAUGCUGCAGGCCCCUCUCUUCACUGCAGAGGCACUGCUACGCGCCCAUGAUUGGGACAGAGAGAAGCUCCUAGAGGCCUGGAUGAGCAACGCGGUGGAAUGCUGCCAGCGCUCAGGGGUACAGAUGCCUAACCCGCCUCCAAGUGGUUACAAUGCCUGGGACACCUUGCCAUCGCCCCGGACGCCGCGCAACACCCGCUCCUCCAUCACUUCCCCAGACCAAAUCAGCCUCAUGCCUGCCGACGAGGAGUCCUCUCAGUGUGGCAUCUGCAUGUCUUCCAUUUCCGUCUUCGAGGAACCCGUUGACGUGUCCUGUGGCCAUGAGUUCUGCAGAGCAUGCUGGGAAGGGUUUCUAAAUCUAAAGAUCCAAGAGGGUGAAGCCCACAACAUCUUCUGCCCGGCCUUUGACUGCUACCAGCUAGUGCCUGUGGAAGUCAUCGAGAGUGUGGUGUCCAGAGAGAUGGAUAGGCGCUACCUCCUGUUUGACAUCAAGGCAUUUGUGGAGAACAAUCCAGCAAUCCGCUGGUGUCCCGAGGCUGGCUGUGAAAGGGCGGUGAGACUGAGCACCCAGGGCCCUGGGACCUCCUCCGCAGACCCUCUUAGCUUUCCCCUCCUUCGGGCUCCAGCUGUAGAUUGUGGCAAAGGCCACCUCUUCUGCUGGGAGUGUCAAGGCGAGGCCCAUGAGCCCUGUGACUGUGAGAUCUGGAAGUUGUGGCUCCAGAAAGUCACUGAGAUGAGACCUGAGGAAUUGGCUGGUGUGAGCGAAGCUUACGAGGAUGCCGCCAACUGCUUGUGGUUGCUCUCGAACUCCAAAUCCUGCGCCAAUUGCAAGUCGCCAAUACAGAAAAACGAGGGCUGCAACCACAUGCAGUGUGCAAAGUGCAAGUAUGACUUCUGCUGGAUCUGUCUGGAGGAGUGGAAAAAGCACAGCUCGUCAACAGGAGGCUACUAUCGUUGCACUCGCUACGAAGUCAUCCAGCAGGUGGAGGAGCAGUCAAAGGAGAUGACUGAAGAGGCAGAAAUGAAGCACAAGAGCUUCCAGGAACUCGACCGUUUUAUGCACUACUACACACGCUUCAAGAACCACGAGCACAGCUAUCAGCUGGAGCAGCGCCUGUUAAAAACAGCCAAAGAGAAGAUGGAGCAGCUCAGUCGAGCCCUGAGUGGAAGGGAAGGAGGCCCACCUGACACUACAUUCAUUGAAGAUGCCGUCCUAGAACUACUAAAGACUCGCCGCAUCCUGAAGUGCUCUUAUCCUUACGGGUUCUUUCUGGAGCCCAAAAGCACAAAGAAAGAGAUCUACGAGCUCAUGCAGACGGACUUGGAGAUGGUGACUGAGGACCUGGCACAAAAGGUUAACCGGCCUUAUCUCAGGACGCCGCGCCACAAAAUCAUCCGUGCGGCAUGUCUUGUUCAGCAGAAGAGGCAGGAGUUCCUUGCCUCAGUAGCCAGGGGAGUGGCCCCCAAUGACUCUCCUGAAGCCCCCAGGCGCAGUUUUGCUGGCGGAACGUGGGACUGGGAGUAUUUAGGCUUUGCAUCCCCCGAGGAGUACGCAGAGUUCCAGUACAGACGGAGACAUCGGCAGCGGAGGCGAGGUGACAUGUCCAGUCUCCGCAGCAACACACCCGACCCCGACGACUCCAGCGACAGCAUGUUAGGUACUGCAGCGGACACACAGGGACACUUUCUCAGGGCUGCACUUUAUUCUCAUAUGUCGACCUUCGUUUUGGAUGACACUGGUUUGGCCUGCAUCACUCACACUGUAUCCUGGAUUUUCUUGCAGGGUCUAGGUUCUUUGGAUGAUGAUGACCCGAACAUUCUGCUGGCCAUUCAGCUGUCGCUCCAGGACGCGGCAAUGGCAGAGAUCGAGUCCAACCACGACGUCCUUGCCAACGACGCCUCACUCGGCGCCAUCGGCACCUCGCUGUCUUCUAGGCUCGAACAGAGCGCUCCAGGUGUAGACGUCCUUUCCAGAGCUUCUCUACGCAGCUCAGAACUGCUGGAGCUGGGCGAUAACUUGGCUAGACUUGUUACCAUCAACAUCAGCAGCCAGUACUCUGCUGCCACUGGUGUUUCCGCCUCUGUGCAGCACUGCGACAGUCACCACCGGGCCUACGGGGCUUCAGUGCCGAUACCAGUGGCUCCAGGAGGCAGCGACUCAUCGACGGGCCUCUUCUCAUCUUCCAGCGAGACAUUAGACUCGACCACAUGCGGCAGCCACGACCCGUCCACGUCCUCCGCAUUAGGAGCAAACGCUAAUUUGCUGGGCAACAUCAUGGCGUGGUUCCACGACAUGAAUCCUCAAGGCAUCACCCUGGUCCCCUCAACCUCCUCUGACACAGACUCAAACCUUAGCGCACUCCACGCAGGCGGAGAAGAAUGCCUGCAUGAUGACGAGAACGACGGGGGCGUCCUGCCGGAAAGCAGGAAACCUCAGGAAGGGACGGCAGAAGUGGGUUUCUUCUCUCAGAGACUGAGCGACGUGGAGGAGAAGCAGUGUGCCGUCGCUCAGAGGCCGACACAGUUGGAUCUAGUGGGGCUGGACAGCAUGCCGCUACCCUACAUGGCCACCCUCGACACAAGCAGAGACCCUGCCGAACGGGGAGGCUCAAAGGUCUGCCGCGUCGACACUCCGCAAUGCGACUCGGUGUCCGACCAGCUGGCCAGCACCAGCUCCUCCGAGUGGGAGGACCAAGUGCACCUGGUAUGAACCGACUGAGAUGGGAAGGAGCUUUUUUUCAGAGAGGCCAAAAAAACACUAUAGAUUACAAAUGAAAUGAAUUCAGGUGGAAUGAUUACAGAAUGAAGAAUGUGUCCGUUCGUACUUGGUUGGAAAGUUGGGGAAGAAGUAUUUAGACUCUAGUCCAGCAUUGAACCCCCCCCCACCCCAACAAUCAGCCCUCCUGAAUACAAAGCACUCAUUGAAGGAGACAUUAUAUUUGAUAACAUUUUUCCUGAAAUCCGUCUUUAGACGAGAGAAGAUACGUUGGCGUAGUGCAGGUAUUAUUUUUGUUUCUUCCACUGGAGUAACAGCCUACUGUAUGUGUCUGAAUCAGGUCUGAGGGAGGUUUUUCAACUGUACAUAAGAGCAGACUGAAGCGCUCCAACUCAGCCUGUGGGGGCACAGGUUUGGGGAUAGUUCUUGCUCCUGUCUAAACCUGCCUACUAUAUGUAGGUGCCAAACACCGACUAGCAACAGCACAGUUUUCAGUCACCAAGUGGAUUCUUCAAAGCAAAUCGUGCCUGCUUAUUACAAUCGCAACGACUCAGCUAAACGGAAACGUGAACGUCUCGAGCCAUAUUUGUAUUUUGAGAUUGCAGCUGUGUGAUAUUUGCAAAUCUCUCCAUCUAAAAGCUGCGGCGUGCUGUGUGAGAAUCUGUAGUUUAAGACCAUAAUGGUCAUGUACUUUACUAUGAGAAACAUUCACACGCAAAAAUGUCGAUUCAUCAGCCAAACAAAAGUCGGUGGCCUCCUUAAAAAAAACAUUUCAAAAUUGACCCGACGAUGGUAUUCACCUCAAAGCCUCCAUCCUAACACACUUUCAAUGAGAAAACAAGCACUGACGGGGCCAGAGGCUGCCGAGUGUCAUUCAGUCGGGUUUGUUUUGAAUUCCAUUGUAGCUUGUUUCAGUCCUGCAGCUGAGCGUGACAGACUAAGUCGACAGUGCGUCGUCUGGUUUAUAUACUGCAGGAAAAGGCCAGUGAGAGAUAAUCGGGCAAUCUCAUUCAGACUUUGGUGGAUUAAUUAAUCACGCCCCAAGUCACUGUAAUUAAUCUCUGGGUCCCAUUAAGUGUAAUUCUUACUCGAGCUCCACAUACGUACCGGGCUGCAGGGUAAUGCGUGGAGAAGUCAUGAAUGUGUAUCGCAUCUCAAACACAUUGUGUUUGUGAAACAGAUCUCUACACGACUAGAGACACAGUGCCUUUAUGUCAAUCGCCGUUGUUUCUUUUUCACACAUUUUCUGAGUGCUAAUUACACAGUAAUUACAGUGUAACCACCACCUUUUACCUUAAAGUUACUUCUCUCAUAAGAGUGUGCAGACAUGAGAGCUUGAUUUCUCAUCAAAAUAUUUGUAGCAUGAGGCUUUUUUGUUGGUUCUAGUAGUAUUUUGUUCAUGGAUAACACUGAUAACGGUUAAUGUCAUACUUUUCAAA
This is a messenger RNA of Anarrhichthys ocellatus (wolf-eel), 7496 nucleotides long. It is a transcript of the gene ankib1b, whose product is annotated as ankyrin repeat and IBR domain containing 1b. The transcript is spliced from 18 exons. Gene Ontology annotation, molecular function: zinc ion binding; ubiquitin-protein transferase activity; protein binding. The record is from RefSeq and is a predicted model, not a curated record. Lineage: Eukaryota; Metazoa; Chordata; Actinopteri; Perciformes; Anarhichadidae. Gene Ontology annotation, biological process: protein ubiquitination. The coding region runs from base 2602 to 6051 and encodes 1149 amino acids.